Salvia hispanica is the source of this 1070-nucleotide messenger RNA. NCBI's taxonomy places the organism in Eukaryota, Viridiplantae, Streptophyta, Magnoliopsida, Lamiales, Lamiaceae. The record is from RefSeq and is a predicted model, not a curated record.
AAAUUGUAUUGCCUCGGCGUUUUUCAUCUUCGAUUGUCCAACUCCACAAUUUCUCUCUCUCAACAUAUGAAAUGAGAGAGAGAUUUCUGCUGUGGAUAUAAUUGACCUCUCAAUUUUUGAAGUUUCUUGAAAGUGAUUGACAGAAAUGGGGAAUGUUUUUGUGAAGAAACCGAAGAUCACGGAGGUGGACAGAGCGAUUCUUUCCCUCAAAACUCAAAGGCGCAAGCUUGGUCAAUACCAGCAGCAGCUAGAGGCUGUCAUUGAUGCUGAAAAGCAGGCUGCAAAAGAUUUACUUCGGGAAAAGAAGAAAGACAGGGCAUUGUUAGCAUUGAAAAAGAAGAAGGUUCAAGAAGACUUAUUAAAGCAAGUUGAUGGUUGGCUUAUCAAUGUAGAGCAGCAAUUAGCAGAUGUCGAACUGGCAAGCAAGCAAAAGGCAGUUUUUGAGAGUUUGAAGUCUGGAAAUAUUGCAGUUAAAGCGAUGCAAAGUGAGAUAAGCCUUGAUGAUGUUCAAAAACUGAUGGAUGAUUCUGCUGAGGCAAAAGCUUAUCAAGAAGAAAUUAAUGCCAUUCUGGGAGAGAAGCUAUCAACUGAAGAUGAAGAGGAAGUUUUAGCUGAAUUCGAGACUCUAGAGGCUCAGUUAACACUCGCGGAUAUGCCCAAAGUUCCGUCAGCAGCACCCUCUACUCAAGAACAAGAAGAUGAGCUGGACCUUCCUGACGUGCCAACCAAAGCUCCGGCCAUGUCAGAAGCCGUUGCGCAUUCUUCAUCUGAAAUUUCUGAACAUAGAAAGGUUCUGGAAGAACCACUACCUGCUUAAUAUACAGAGCGCUUAAUGUUGUUGAAUAGCAGGUAGUAAAGAUCAAUGGUCACAGGCCUUGUUUAUGCCAGCGAUGCGCAUUUUAUAUUGACUUGAUUUUACACUAUACCUCGAUGUUUUCAGAUGACCGGUAUUGCUUCUGCCCAUUUCGUACGAUAGUACGUGUUCCAUUUCUUUUUCUGCAUAUGCAGACAUUUUGUAAAUUAUCCUGAAUAUAUGAGAUCAUGUCUACAAUAUAUCAAGAUUCAGAUGA